Lodderomyces margitis is the source of this 1665-nucleotide messenger RNA. Its product is annotated as hexadecenal dehydrogenase. The transcript has a single exon. The coding region runs from base 1 to 1665 and encodes 554 amino acids. The record is from RefSeq and is a predicted model, not a curated record. Gene Ontology annotation, biological process: aldehyde metabolic process. NCBI's taxonomy places the organism in Eukaryota, Fungi, Ascomycota, Pichiomycetes, Serinales, Debaryomycetaceae. Gene Ontology annotation, cellular component: cytoplasm. Gene Ontology annotation, molecular function: aldehyde dehydrogenase (NAD+) activity.
AUGGCUCCAACAUCUACUGCUUCUGAAGCUUCUACAAGUAAGAUUGAAGAAUCAUACGCUGAAAUUGACAAAAUCAACUCCAAUUCAUGGUAUACCCCGGUUGAUGAAAUUGCCCCCAAAGUCAAAUACGUUACUGAUGCGUUUUUCCAAAGCCAAAAAAGUCAUGAUAUUCAAUUUAGAUUAAAUCAGUUGAGAAAUCUUUAUUUUGCUGUCAAGGAUAAUCAAGAUGCUUUGAUAAAGGCAUUGGAAAAGGAUUUUUACAGGGCUCCAUUUGAAUCCAAAGUGUUGGAAAUUGAAACUGGAUUAAAUGAAUUGGUUCACACCAUGGCCAGUUUACAUAAAUGGAUGCAGCCAGAAAAAGUUACUGAUUUGCCUCUUACCAUGCAAUUGAAUCCAGUUUACAUUGAAAGAAUCCCUCUUGGUGUUGUUCUUGUUAUUACUCCAUUCAACUACCCCUUUGUGUUGACCUUGGCUGCUGUUGUUGGUGCUAUUGCUGGUGGUAACCAUGUUGUUUUGAAGCAGUCUGAAUUGACACCAAACUUUUCCAACUUGUUUUCUGAAGUGUUUGCUAAAGCUUUAGAUAAAGACACUUUUGUUGCCGUUAAUGGUGGUAUUCCAGAAACUACUGAAGUCUUGAAUCAAAAAUUCGACAAGAUUAUCUAUACUGGUAAUGGUACCGUUGGUAGAAUUAUUGCCAAGAAGGCUGCUGAGAAUUUGACUCCAUGUAUUUUGGAAUUGGGUGGUAAGUCUCCAGCUAUUAUCUUGGAUGAUGUGACUGAUGCUGAUAUCGCUACCGUAGCUAGAAGAAUUGCCUGGGGUAGAUUCACUAACGGUGGACAAACUUGUGUUGCCGUUGAUUAUGCUUUGGUUCCCAAGAAGUUGCAUGCCAAAUUCAUUGCUGCAAUGAAGAAGAUUUUAGAAGAAGAGUUUUACCCACAAAUGGAUAAGAAUAAUAAAGAUUGGACUCAUGUUAUUCACGAUCGUGCUUAUGGAAAUCUUACCAAGAUGAUUGCCAAUACUAAAGGUGAUAUAGUUGUUGGUGGAUUAUCUCAAGCUGAUCCAGAGACAAGAUUUAUCCCACCAACCGUUAUUGACAAUGCCACAUGGUCCGAUUCUUCCAUGCAGCAAGAAAUCUUUGGUCCUAUUUUACCAGUUAUCGUUUAUGACAACUUAACCACCAGUAUCAAGGAAAUCAUUAGACAACACGACACUCCGUUAGCUCAAUAUGUGUUUACCAGUGGUUCCACUUCUCCCAAAAAGAAUCUUCCAUUAAAGCAAAUCAUAACCAACAUCAGAUCAGGUGGAUUGAUUGUUAAUGAUGUAAUUUUACACGUUGGUUUGACCAAUGCACCAUUUGGUGGUAUUGGAGAAUCCGGUUAUGGAGCUUAUCAUGGUAAAUUCUCAUACAGAUAUUUCACCCACGAAAGAACCACCAUUGAAUCGAAAUUAUCUACUGAAAAAUUGAUGAUGACUAGAUACCCACCUUUCAGUGCCGGUAAGGAUAAAUUAAUUACCGCUUCACAACAAAGUUACAAUGGUAAGGUUUGGUUCUCAAGAAAAGGAAAUGUGGCUGUUGGUGGUCCAGGUCUCUUCUUUAGUGCCUGGAAUACGGUUGCUGGUGUUUUCAGCUUGAUUGGAAAAUUCACCACUACCAAAACAAACUAG